AUGGUUGAUUCCAACACUAUUGGGGAGAUGAGAGAUGGUUAUUCUGGCUAAAUUCAAGAAGUUGCAGCAUAAUCGAUUGGCUAAGAUAAACUGCCGCUUUACAGCGAGAAUGAUCUUGUUGAAGAAUAUCUAGAUAUCAAAGAGGUGGAUCCUAUAUUCAGCACAUCUUACGAGAUGAUGAUAAAAGAGGCUUUCAGAGCUGAUAAGAAUUUCAUCUUGGCUAAGAUGAAAACGAGAAGUACCAAUUAAAAAGAGAUGAGCUUUAAUAGUCAUUCACAUUAUUUUAACUUACAUGGAAUAAUGAAGAUUCUAUUUAAGAAGAAAGGAGAUGAAAUAGUGGGUAGAUUUCAUGCUAAGUAUCCAUCCUCCUCUAAAAAUCCAUUGACUAAUCAGUAAAUCAUUGGAGAAGUAGAGUUUUAUCAGUUCAAGAACCCUUAUUUAGAUCUUCCUGCAGAGAAUAGAUAUCCAGUUGGCCAAACUUUAUCGUUAGAAGGAGUUAAGGGUGAGUUCAUCGGAACAGAUUUCAAUUAUCUUUACUCAGAAGAGUUGAGAAACUUAAUCACAGCAGAUUGUCUUGAAGCUAAUUUGCCCUUUCUCUAGUUCGAUUCCUAUUAGGAAAAUCAUCAUGACUGGGGAGUGUAUAUGGAUGGUAGGAACAGUAAUGACGCUUAAUUCUAAAAUGAUGUUUAAGAGAUAGUCCAAGCAUCUUUCAUACAUUCAAAUUAGUUCUAUCUUAACGGUGGAAUAGCUUGUGUUUACUUCUUAGCAGCUGUAUCUACUUUCCUCUCAGGAUUGUCCUCUUACUUCAAUAAAAAUGAAAGUACAUCUUUAUACUAUGAUCAUUGGACAAUCAUUUUGCCAAUGGCUGCAAUGGUAUAUGACUUUGAUCUUCGAAGAGUGUACAAGAGACAAGAGAAACUGCCUUACACAGCAUUGAAGGUAAUGAAGUGGGCAUUCUUCUACGCAAUCAUUGGUCUGGGUGAUAACUAGCCAAGUGCUUCUGUAUUUAAGCUUGCAAAUUUGCUAUUUAUGCUAUUUCCAGCUAUAGGUGUAGGAUAUUCUUUCAUGUUGCAAAGAUUUCAUCAGUUGAGUUAUUCAAUUAGUCCAGAAUCAAAUUAGUAUCAGAGAUUUGAGUAAAUUAUUAACUAGCGAUAGAUGCAAGUUGAGAACAGACAAAAUAAUUUCGAUGAGUAGAACUUUCAAGGGGAAGACUUUGUAAUGAUAGAGGUUGAUGCCUAAAUUCUUAAUCAGCAUAUAAACAAUCAUAAUUAAAGUGCUUAAAUAUAGCAAGUGGCUGCUGGAUAAGAUUAGUAAAUUCAAAAUAGUUAGAAUAAUAAUCAUAUACCAGCAAUAUAAGAAUACUAAGAUAAUGAGCUAGGACCCUAACUUUAAAAUAGCAGUCUAGAUGUUUAAUAGUUAAAUAAUUCAAGAGAUCAAUAAAUCGAGGGAUGGGAGGGAUCUUAAAGAUAAAACUAAGUAUAGAGUCUCCCACCGAUCAACAAUUCGAAUAGAUUAGUGUAUUGA
Molecule: messenger RNA, 1524 nt
Organism: Stylonychia lemnae
Lineage: Eukaryota; Ciliophora; Spirotrichea; Sporadotrichida; Oxytrichidae
Source: the annotation of a GenBank genome assembly